UAUUGAUUACCUAAUGGUUAUUAACUAUACAACAGUUUGAAAUGAUUCAUAUAAGAUUUUUACUUAAUGAAUAUUAGUUAUUGUAUACGUUUAAUUUCACCGUGAAGUAAAAUAAAUAAUAAUAUUAAAUUUUGUUUUAUAAUAUAUAAAAUACAAUUAUGGUUUUAACAGUUUCUUUAGUGCACAUAUUCCAGCAACCAUUUCAAACAAUUAAAACUUACUACAGUCAAAUCAGACAAAAAGACGAUGUUGUUAAAAUUUCAGAAUUAAUUGAUGCGCACAUCGAUGAACAUGGAUUUGAAUAUACUAAACAUAGGCUAGUAUGUCAUAAUAUUAUUCCUCAAGUGUUAAGGCGCGAUCAAAUACUGCACAUUCCAGAAAUAGUUAUUGAAGAAGAAUGUUGGUAUGAUGAAAAAGGUCAAAAAUUUUGGGCAAGGACGAGAAAUUUGAGUUGGUCCGAAAUAGCCACGUUAUCUAAUAUAAUAACAUUAUCAAUAACACCAGACCCAACAUGGACUAAGUACGAAAUUGAUGGUAUCACAGAUUUUUUUGGAACACAACCUCCUGGAGUUGGCUAUGCAGUAGAGUAUUUUUUGAAAAAAUAUACCGAAAAAAAGUUGUUGGAACAUAUUAAAAUAAUCGAUCAGGAAUGUUUGAAAAAUAAUGAUAUAUAUUAAUGUAAGAUCUUAUAUUAUCAUUUUGAUUUUUUUUACAAAUAUUUAUACAGUAUAGAUCUGUUUUAAAUGCAUAUGGGAGGAAUAGAAAAUAUACCUACUUAACUGUCUAUUAUCUGCAAUAAAAAAAAAUAUCUCAUCAUUGUUAAAAUGUAUGAAAGUUACUCAUAAUUAUUUAUUAAUUAUACACACAAAAUGAAAUAAGAAAUACAAAACAGUCUGUUUUAUUUAUAUUUAUUACAUUAUUAUAGCGAUUUUCGAUAAUUUGAUAAAUUAGAAUGAAACCGCUCAAUUUGGAUGAUGUUGAAGCACCUUUUAUAUUAUAUUGAUUAACAAUUAAACAUAAGCAUUGAUUACUUCAAAUUGAUAGGAGUUCAAAUAGUUCAAUGAUACAUAUCAAUCAAAUGAUGUAUAUUAGCUUAUAGUAUAUUAUAUUUAUAUUUUUAUUACUUAAAAGUAUUCAUGAGCUAAUUUAUCAUAGGUGAAUCUAACAUUGAAUGGUUCAUCACUAUAGUUACAAAAAAAUUGCAAGAAAGUUAGUCGUUGAUACUAAGGUAUUCAAUAGUUCUAUAACUAAUAAUACUAACUUUUAUAUUUAUGUAAAAAAAAUAACUUUUAAUUCA
Messenger RNA from Myzus persicae (green peach aphid), 1297 nucleotides. RefSeq names its product PRELI domain-containing protein 2-like. Bases 159 to 677 code for a protein of 172 amino acids. NCBI's taxonomy places the organism in Eukaryota, Metazoa, Arthropoda, Insecta, Hemiptera, Aphididae. The record is from RefSeq and is a predicted model, not a curated record. The transcript has 3 exons.